Messenger RNA from Scophthalmus maximus (turbot), 4153 nucleotides. RefSeq names its product syntaxin 1A (brain) (gene stx1a). NCBI's taxonomy places the organism in Eukaryota, Metazoa, Chordata, Actinopteri, Pleuronectiformes, Scophthalmidae. The record is from RefSeq and is a predicted model, not a curated record. The transcript has 10 exons. Gene Ontology annotation, cellular component: SNARE complex; synaptic vesicle; endomembrane system. Bases 669 to 1532 code for a protein of 287 amino acids. Gene Ontology annotation, molecular function: SNAP receptor activity; SNARE binding. Gene Ontology annotation, biological process: synaptic vesicle fusion to presynaptic active zone membrane; intracellular protein transport; exocytosis.
ACUAUAUUCCCAUAAGCAGGUCUUUAACAAACAAGGCAAGACAUAUCUACUCACGCUAAUGCAUUUGCAAUGUAAAGUUUAAAGUCCCGGUUUCUGCACAUUUGUGGAUAAUUGAGGGUAUUCGGCCUCUUCCAUGCCUGCACCUCGUGUGUCCGACAGAGGGCGCUGUGACACAAGACCAACCACCUGGGCGUUAUCCGUCAACCUGCUCAAUCAAUAACCAGAUCGAACAGUUCCGCCCAGCAGCCGACCUGCCCAGGGCCGGCCGUCCCUCUCCCAACAGAGCCUCCAGUCCGCCACACUGACGUCAGCGGAACAAAAAGCGAACUUUUUCUUCUUCCCCGUGUGUUUUUGAAGGAUCAAUUAGUGCGGAUUGAGGAGGAAGGUGAGGGGCGUGUAAUGGGUUAACGGCGGAAGGCCUCGCCUCACCUUUCGUGCGCGCCACCCGGUCACGGGCCCCACCGUCCGCGCGCACAAACUACAGAGAAGGAGGGAGGGGAGGGGAGGGGAGGGGGGAAUCACCGCCUCCUCGCCGCCGCCAGACGCGCCUCCUCGCCCCGGUCGCCCUCACCCUCCUGUCGGCGUCCGCCCCGCCGCUCCAACGCCAACCACAACCGCACUUCUUUCACCCGGAGGACAACGGUGACUGAGGGAGGAGGAGUGAAACCAUGAAGGACCGCAUGCAGGAACUUCGACACGGGAAGGAGACGACAGAAGAAGAGGAUGAAGUCGCUGUCGGGAUGGAUAAAGGCUUUAUGGACGAAUUCUUCGAACAGGUGGAAGAAAUCCGGGGUUUUAUCGAGUCUCUGGCAGAGAAAGUCGAGGAGGUGAAGAGACAGCACAGCGCCAUCCUCGCCUCUCCUAACCCAGAUGAGAAGACUAAAGCAGAGCUGGAGGAUCUAAUGGCAGACAUCAAGAAGUUGGCCAACAAAGUACGCUCCAAAUUAAAGAGUAUCUUGCAAACCAUCGAGCAAGAGGAAGGGCAGAAUAGGUCAUCAGCCGACCUGAGGAUACGUAAAACACAGCACUCCACACUGUCCCGUAAGUUUGUCGAGGUGAUGUCAGAAUACAACACCACACAGUCGGACUACAGGGAGCGCUGCAAGGGACGCAUUCAGAGACAGCUGGAGAUCACCGGGAGGAAUACAACGAAUGAGGAGCUGGAGAGCAUGUUGGAGAGUGACAACCCAGCUAUCUUCACUUCAGGAAUCAUCAUGGAUAACAUCACCCAGCAAGCUAUGAAUGAGAUCGAGACGCGGCACACUGAGAUCAUCAAGCUGGAAAACAGUAUUAGAGAGCUUCACGACAUGUUCAUGGACAUGGCCAUGCUGGUGGAGAACCAGGGUGAGUUGGUGAACAACAUUGAGCGGAGUGUGCUCGAGGCUCAUGAGUACGUGGAGCAUGCAAAGGAGGGCAUCCCAAAAUGCAAAAAGUUCAAUAAGACCAGCAGACGGAAGGUGAUCCUGAUAGCAGCUUGUGUUGCACUAUGUCUGAUCAUCCUCAUUAUUUGCCUCACAGUUGGACUCAGUUAGGACCAUAAGAAAUCCCCACAGAGCAGACAGGGCCUGACGUGAUGCCUCCUUUAGGGGGCAAAGACUAAAUACUAACCAUUCAGGUGAUGUGGUGGGCUCUGUAAUGUGCAGUCAGCAACUGCUCAUUAAUUGUCAGAAGACUUACAUUUCUGGUAUGAAUGAAUUCAGUCCGUCUCAUAUUUAACGAUAACUUUUAGAUGCAUUUUUAUUAUAUACUUUUUUUCUAAACUAAACAGUCAGUCCGUUUGUGUCAUGAUUCACACACCUUUGUUUUGUGCACGCUCUGUUAAGUCUUGUGAAGAACUUUGCAUGUUUAGAACUGAAUUGAUAAUCAGAAUAAGUGUGUGAUGAAGCACAAUGAAAAACUUUCACUUCAGCAUUGAGUGAGUUCAUGAACAGUCAGCAUCUUGUGUGUGUGUGUGUGUGUGUGUGUGUGUGUGUGUGUGUGUGUGUGUGUGUGUGUGUGUGUGUGUGUGUGUGUGUGUGUGUGUGUGUGUGUGUGUGUGUGUGUGUGUGUGUGUGUGUGUGUGUGUGUGUGUGAACCUUUAUUUAAUCUGGCAGGUCUCAUUGAGAAGGAGAUCUCAUUUCAAGAGAGACCUGAGUGCAUGAAUCAAAGAACAUAAAACAAAUUAAAAUGAAUCAUUAAGAACUCUGAUAAUAUUUGUUGCAUUAAAGGAAAAGUUAGACAUUUUGGCAACUGGACAAAAAUAAACUAAUCAUGUUCUUGCAAAGAUGAGUUCGAUGUUGACUGUUUAUGAACUCAGGGAAUGCAGGAACGCAAACUUAAAAAAGACAUCAUUUACAAUGAAGUUUGCUUUAACGCCACUGUGUGGAUUUUCAUAGAAAAAAUAAACAAUCUGUUAUCUGAUUGUAUUGUGUGUCGCUGUCGUCAUGUUACCCUCCACUACCACCAGAUGUCCCCAAAAAUGUGGGAUUCUCCUCUACACAGUGGAUUUAAAUGCUGGAGUGAAUGUGUUUGUGGCUUGUGUGAAUGUACUGAAUUUUGUUACUGUAAAUGUACUCUGAACAAAAUGCAGAAGUUGGAUGAUGAAGAAAUCCUUCUAAACCACACUCCAUACACAAACAUCAUCAGAUACAUUAAAUCCAAAUGUCUUUCUCCAAACUACAUUGUUGUCCUCCUGCUUUCAUCUGAACUGCAUUUUGUUCUGAAUAUUAUAAAUACUAUUUAAAUGUGUUAAAGUAUAAAUUCAUAUUUCUAACAUGUGUUCCUCUUCUUCCCAUUUGCUGCCAUGGACGACCGUUUACCUCUUGUUGACACUAUUUAGAAGAAAAUUAUGAUUCUUAUAUGCUGUGUGGUUCUGGGAAUUGUAGUUGCUUCCAUCGUUGGGGGAACACUAGCCUAAACCUCGGCCACGGACACACUAAAACACACACACACACACACACACACACACACAAACAAAACAUAGCAAAAACAGAGAAGAUAUACAUUUUCAGUUUCCUGUUUUCAUGAAUGCAAUCUAAUACACGUUCAGCACAAGGUGCGGUGGCUUCUGUGCGACAAACUUUUAACACAGAGUACAGGGCCAGAGGUGUUUUUUCGCAUGAGUUGCUAUUUUGUAAAUGUGUGGUGCUGCAUCAUGUUUCUCUGAGUGUUGAGUGUUGUCAAAGAUAUGAUGUUUCCAAAAGUGAAUUCUUGAAUGAAAAAGUUACUAAAAUGCUAUGUAACACUAUACUAAUACAUUCCAACUUCCAAAUAUGACAUUUAUUCAGUUGUAAUCUUCGUUUUGUGUUGUACAGGCAAAGUAUCAGGCCACAUAUCCGCAGUGUUUUCAAAGCCACCUUAUCUAUAGACCCAUUUUUUUUCAUGUUUAUUUGCUUUAUCUUUUCUAGUCUUCUUUCUUUAUGUCUCUGAUGUCCUAUUCCUCCCUUUCAAAAGCCCUGCAUGGUUUCGUUCACUGUAAAGUUGUAUUCUAUUUCAAAAGGGAAAGAAGACAGCUGUACUGACGUGGGGAUAUUUUGCUCGUAGAAUCGUCACACUGCCAAACCUUUUUCUAAUGUCAUCUCUUGUAGUUCACAGAAGAAAUGCUACUGUAACUUGAGUUUCAUCCGGCCUUAGCAGUCGUGCAGCCUUUCAGACUGUGGCUCUAGUGUGUGUGAGUGAGUGCAUGCAUACAUAAAGUACACGUGGGAGUGCGAGUCGUGGGAUGAGAAUAUGAGUGCUUGUUAGAAGUCGUCUGUUUGUUUUGUGUAAAUGUGUAAAAGUGUAAAUGGAUAUAAAGCACUCUAUUACACUGCCAGUAUGUUCAAAUAAGCUGUUGAAAUCUGAGUGUUGUUGGAUUGAUACGUGACAAACCCUUGUUGUUUUAAGAAUUUUUAUUUAAAACCCUGAGCUCUAACAGAGCUUAUCUUUCUAUCUACUUCUCUGUUUAUUUUCAUGAAUGAACUGCCGUCUAUGAAGGCGUCAGCAUGAAUUCAAAGUAGCCCUGUGAAAGACUCAUCUCAGUUUUCUGGCGACAUAUCAGACAUGCACAAUGCAAACAUGUUACCAUGUUGCCUACUCAACUUGUUGCCUUUGUGUUGUAUUGUGAAGAAGUGGUUUUGUUUGUUAAAUCUUUUUGUUUUUUUUGUUUUUCAAGUAAAGUUUGUCUGAGGAAUCA